AUGCCUUGGACAAGAGCUGUCUGUGGUCUCUUCCUGGUCUUGUUUUCUACCCACAUAGCAGCCGUAUCGAUUAGGCAUCUUGUGAAUGGACACGACCAUGAUGCAGAUGGUGAACAGAAGGAUAUUUCAGAGAUCAAUUUAGCUGCAGGCCUGGAUCUCUUUCAAGGGGACAUCCUCCUGCCGAGAACCAGAAAUGCCCUGAAAGACCCGACAAGCAGAUGGAAGUUCCCCAUUCCCUACAUUCUGGCUGACAACCUGGAUCUGAAUGCCAAAGGAGCCAUCCUCAAUGCCUUUGAGAUGUUCCGCCUCAAGUCCUGCGUGGACUUCAAGCCCUAUGAAGGAGAGAGCUCGUACAUCAUCUUCCAGAAAUUUUCUGGGUGCUGGUCUAUGGUUGGUGAUCAACAGGUGGGACAGAACCUUUCUAUUGGCUCGGGCUGUGACUAUAAGGCCAUCAUCGAACAUGAGCUCCUACACGCUCUGGGAUUUUACCACGAGCAGUCAAGGACUGACCGGGAUGACUAUGUGAUCAUCCAUUGGGAUGAGAUUCUUCCAGACUAUGAGCACAACUUCAACACUUACGAUGACAACACCAUCACAGACCUCAACACACCCUAUGAUUACGAGUCCGUGAUGCACUAUGCACCGUUUUCAUUUAACAAGAAUGAAAGCAUCCCGACCAUCACCACCAAGAUCCCCGAGUUUAACGGCAUCAUUGGACAGCGCCUGGAUUUCAGUGCCAUUGACUUAGAGAGGCUGAAUCGAAUGUACAAUUGCACUGCAACUCAUACCCUGCUGGACCACUGUGCCUUUGAGAAGACAAACAUCUGUGGAAUGAUCCAGGGGACCAGAGAUGACGAUGACUGGGUCCAUGAGGACAGCAGUCGGCCUGGACAGGUGGACCACACCUUGGUGGGACAGUGCAAAGGUGCCGGUUACUUCAUGUACUUCAAUACCAGCUCGGGGGUGACAGACGAGGUAGCCCUUCUGGAGUCGCGGAUCCUUUACCCCAAGAGGAAGCAGCAGUGCCUGCAGUUUUUUUAUAAGAUGACAGGAAGCCCCGCAGACAAACUCAGCAUCUGGGUGAGAAGGGAUGACGGCACGGGCAACGUGCGCAAGCUGGUGAAGAUACAGACCUUUCAAGGAGAGUCUGACCACAGCUGGAAAAUCGCUCAUGUGACACUCACAGAAGAAAAGAAAUUUCGCUACCUUUUCCAGGGCACCAAAGGUGACCCUAUGAACUCAGCUGGGGGUAUUUUCCUAGAUGACGUCACUCUGACAGAAACCCCCUGCCCGACUGGAGUUUGGACCAUACGGAACAUCUCCCAGCUCCUUGCAGACACAGUGCAAGGGGAGAGGCUCUUGAGCCCUAGGUUCUACAAUUCUGAAGGCUACGGUAUAGGGGUGACCAUGUACCCCAAUGGUAGAGUCACCAGUAAUCCUGGCUAUCUGGGACUCUCUUUCCACUUGUACAGUGGGGAGAACGAUGCAAUUCUGGAAUGGCCAGUGGAAAAUAGACAGGCCAUAAUGACCAUCCUGGACCAGGACCCUGACGUCAGAAACAGGAUGUCCUUAAGUUUGAUGUUCACUACCUCCAGGUCCCAAACAGCUGCAGCUAUAAAUGGCUCUGUCAUCUGGGACAGGCCAUCCAAGGUAGGAGUCUAUGAUGACAACUGUAAGUGUUAUAGAAGCAUUGACUGGGGCUGGGGCCAGGCCAUCUCCCACCAGCUGCUGAGGAGGAGACACUUCCUUAAGGACGACACCCUCAUCAUCUUCGUAGACUUUGAAGAUCUCACCCACCUGAGUCAGACUGAAGUUCCAGUUCGAGCCCAAAGUGUCGUCUCCCGAGGCCUCCUUCUCCAAGGUCAGGAGCCUCCUGUCUUGAGAGAAAGCUCUGAAAGAGCCAUGUUGGAGAAAGCCCUGCCAAGCAGCCUGGACCAGGGACAACCCAGCCGACAGAAGCGUUCAGUGAAGAAUACUGGCCCCAUGGAGGAUCACAACUGGCCGCAGUACUUCAGAGACCCCUGUGACCCAAACCCGUGCCAGAAUGAAGGCGUCUGCGUGAACGUGAAAGGCAUGGCCAGCUGCAGGUGCGUCUCUGGACAUGCCUUUUUCUACACGGGCGAGCGCUGUCAGGCUAUGCAAGUACAUGGCAGCGUGCUGGGCCUGGUCAUUGGUGGCAUCACUGGCUUGAUCUUCGUGACCUUUUUCACCUUUACCAACACGUACCAAAAGCUGAUACAGUGA
Microtus ochrogaster (prairie vole) is the source of this 2244-nucleotide messenger RNA. RefSeq names its product meprin A subunit alpha (gene Mep1a). Gene Ontology annotation, molecular function: zinc ion binding; protein binding; metalloendopeptidase activity. Lineage: Eukaryota; Metazoa; Chordata; Mammalia; Rodentia; Cricetidae. The record is from RefSeq and is a predicted model, not a curated record. Gene Ontology annotation, cellular component: membrane. Gene Ontology annotation, biological process: proteolysis.